This is a messenger RNA of Fraxinus pennsylvanica, 480 nucleotides long. NCBI's taxonomy places the organism in Eukaryota, Viridiplantae, Streptophyta, Magnoliopsida, Lamiales, Oleaceae. The record is from the annotation of a GenBank genome assembly.
AUGGCAUAUAAUCGAAAAAACUCUACGGUGUCUUUUCGAGUUCCAAGACCAACCACCCAUUUAGAUGUAGAGGAAAUAAGCUCAACCCAUGUGGAUCCUAAUUCUAGGACCCGUCAUGUACGUUGGAGUGAUGUAAUGGAUGGUGGUAUGAUAACUGCACUAUUGCAUCAGUUGUUGACUGGUCACAAAAGGAGUGACAAUGACUUUUCAUCAUAUCACGUGUCUAAAGCAAUUGAGAGCGUGUAUAAUGAAUGUGGAGUUAUGGGAAAACCACAAUUCGGAAAGUGGAGGACCAAACUUUGUCCUGGUCAUGAUGAUUUAGAGGCUAUCUUUGGAAAUGAUUCUGCUACAGGAGAUUGCGCUGUAACCAGCAACAACAAUUUCUCCCCCAUUCAUGAUGAAAAUGUGAAUGAAGUUGACGAUCAAAACGAGGAUAUGGAUAGAAGCCCAAUCCGCUCUCCGAAGCGUAACACAGAAUGA